AACCUGCCUCUUCGGGAGGAUUUGCUCGUGCUGAACUACAGCUGCCAGAGUUUGGAAGCUUAGAUCAGUUGCCGUUCAAGAGGAAAAUAUUGUUUAAGGAAAUACUUUUGCGAGUCACAGCUCCCUUUUCUGUUUUGUUUUGUUUACUUGUGGUUCGACCUUUCCCUCUGGAAUUUUGUAUUCCCAUAACGGACCAGCCUAAGAGGUGCUUUAGUAUUUUUAUGCAGAACCAUGUGGGCUUAAAGAAGCCAAAAAAGUCAUUCAGCCAUUGUACAGUGGAAAGCUGUGGACACAAGUAACAGCAAAUCAAUCCAUUGGUGCAAAUCUGGGGAGGAGACAGUUUAACGACAAAGGAGUGUGUUUUCUCUGAAAUCAUUGCUGCUAAAGGGCUCCAAACGGGAGAAAUAAAUCCAGUCUGCUUAUCGAGUCCCUGGCUCAGUGUGCAAGUGCUUUCAUGAGGUAACAUUGGGCCAAAGUCAACCUUUCUUUCUCCUUUCUGAAUCUGCAACCAAGAAAUGGGCCAGAAAAUCUCAGGGAGUAUAAAGUCUGUGGAUGUGAGGGAGCCCCCUUAUAGACCUGUUAAACGAGAGCUGAGGGGACCAGAUUUUUGCAAGCCUGCUCGACUGGACAUGCUGCUGGAUAUGCCCCCUUCCCAACUGGAGGUCCAGUAUAAACAUGCUUGGAACAAUGAAGAUCGAUCUUUAAAUAUAUUUGUAAAGGAAGAUGACAAACUAACUUUUCAUAGGCACCCAGUUGCCCAAAGCACAGAUUGCAUUCGGGGCAAAGUUGGCUACACAAGAGGCCUACAUGUCUGGCAAAUUCAUUGGCCCACCAGGCAACGAGGAACACAUGCUGUGGUGGGUGUAUCAACAGCAGAAGCUCCAUUACAUUCUGUAGGAUAUACAUCAUUGGUUGGUAGCAAUAGUGAAUCAUGGGGCUGGGAUCUGGGACGUAACAAACUUUAUCACAAUUGUAAAAACCAACCUGGGGUGACGUAUCCUGUUUUUUUGGAACCAGAUGAGUCUUUUGUACUCCCAGACUCCUUAUUGGUAGUUUUGGAUAUGGAUGAAGGAACGCUUAGUUUCAUUGUAGAUGGACAGUAUCUUGGAGUGGCCUUCCGAGGACUGAAAGGGAAAAAACUUUACCCUGUAGUCAGUGCAGUUUGGGGGCACUGUGAAAUUACAAUGAGAUACAUCAAUGGACUUGAUCCGGAACCCCUGCCUUUAAUGGACUUGUGCCGAAGAUCAAUUCGCUUUGCUCUUGGCAGAGAUCGUCUGCAUGACAUAGAAUCUCUACCUUUGCCCCAGUCUCUGAAAAAUUAUUUACAGUAUCAAUAAGAAGUCUUAGAAUCCUUUUUCUGGCCUCACGUUGGACUAAAUCAAUGCAAAUGGCAGAAAUUAUUGUUUACAUCAAAAUAGAAAUCUUUGUGGUGGACACUUGAGUGUUAUUUAAGUUUUAAUAUAUGUAUUUUUUUCUGAAUCAAUUGAAGCAGAACAAACUGGGGAAUACUAAAGUAUGCAAAAAACAUCAAUUUGAUCUAGAUUCACAAAUUAUCUGUUUCCUAUAGGACAGUAUCUAAGACUGAAUUCUCCCGGUCAGAUCCUGAGCUGGCACUUAUUGGCUUAGCUCCAUUGACUUCCGGUAGACACCAGCUGAAAAUCUGGCCCCCAAGAGUUAUCCUUAUGCAGAAUAGCAUCCUUUGAAUAAUGUGGUUACUAGUGAUAGAAAUAACAGUGUGUUAAGUUAACAAUAAUGUCUAAAUCUUAAGAUUUGACGUUCAGAAGUGCUGAGUAAUCACAGUUUAUCUGGAGUCUUGAAUACUUAGCCCUUAAUGUGUUAGAGGACCUAAGAUGUCUAAAAUAUAUGAAGUAAGUCAUUAUAUAGAACACCACUGCUGGAUUUAAAGAUACAUGAGAAAAGUUGUUCCUGAAGAGUGGAAGAUCAACUAAAUCGGAUAUGGUAAUAAAGUCAAUGCAGUCCAAUGUUUUCAAGACCAAAUCUCAUUCCUCCAAAGUUUUGCAUAGUUUAUAACAACAAAGCUGUUCACUAUCUUGAAAUUUUAGGAUAUUUACUUUUUAAGAAGCCUGUCACUUUUUUUAUUUGAACAAAUUUAUUAUUUUUAUGUUAUACCAACUCUAAAUACUUCUGCUCUCUUUUUAAUGUAUGUGUGAUAUGUUGUUUAUUUAUCUGUUUAAUGUCUGUGGAGUCCUCAUUUAACUGUUUUCAUCUUGGAAGGACUGAUUUACUUCCCCGCACCCCCAGAUGUAUACAUUUUUCAGGCUCAACCUGUUUGUAAAGAUGCUGCUUUCUAUUUGCAUUUCUUAUGUUUCAAGUUAUCUGCCUGAUCAGUUAUCUAGUUUUUAAACUGGAAGUUGUUGUAAUGGCAGGAUGUUGACUGUUGAGACUUAACUGCCUUCAGCAUAUUUUAAUGUGAAUUUACUGAUGAAUAAGGAGAAAAUUUCUAAUAAAGUCUACUGUCCAAAAUGAAA
Molecule: messenger RNA, 2489 nt
Organism: Mauremys reevesii (Reeves's turtle)
Lineage: Eukaryota; Metazoa; Chordata; Testudines; Geoemydidae
Gene: SPSB4
Product: splA/ryanodine receptor domain and SOCS box containing 4
Exons: 5
Coding region: 516-1337 (273 amino acids)
Biological process (GO): proteasome-mediated ubiquitin-dependent protein catabolic process; intracellular signal transduction
Cellular component (GO): SCF ubiquitin ligase complex
Molecular function (GO): protein binding
Source: RefSeq, a predicted model, not a curated record